Messenger RNA from Salvelinus sp. IW2-2015, 1176 nucleotides. The record is from RefSeq and is a predicted model, not a curated record. Lineage: Eukaryota; Metazoa; Chordata; Actinopteri; Salmoniformes; Salmonidae.
AUGUGUGACUCCACGGAUUACAUGUGUGACUCCACGGAUUACAUUUGUGACUCCACGGAUUACAUGUGUGACUCCACGGAUUACAUUUGUGACUCCAUGUGUAUCCAUUUGGCAUCCAUGUCCAAUACCAAGACUGUGCUGGACAUUGACAAUGCCAAGCUUGCUGCUGAGGACUUCAAGAUGAAGUAUGCGAAAGAGCAGGCCAUGAGGAUGGCAGUGGAGGCAGACAUCAGUGGUCUGAGGAGGGUCCUGGAUGACAUGAACCUGGGCCACUCUGACCUGGAGUUGCAUUACGAGGGUCUGAAGGACGAGCUCAUCAUGCUCAAKAGGAACCACCAGGAGAUUGCCCUGGUGAAGACCCACGUGGGCAGCCAGGUGAAUGUAUCAGUGGAUGCUGCCCCAUCCCAGGACCUGAACGCAGCGAUGACCGAGAUUAGGAAGCACUACGAGUCUGUGGCCAUCAAGAACCGCAAAGAGCUGGAAGCCUGCUACCAGGGCAAGCUGGCCAUAGUGGAGAUUGAAGUCGUGACAAACAAUGAGCAGCUGAAAUCGUCCCUGGAGGGCACCCUGGCAGACACCCAGAAGCGCUACUCUGCUCAGCUGGCAGGGCUCCAGAGCAUGGUGACUAGCCUGGAGCUCCAGCUCUCCCAGCUCCACGCCAACAUCGCACACAACAAGCAGGAGUACGACAUGUUGCUGAACCUCAAGACCCGGCUGGAGAUGGAGAUCGCAGAGUACAGGAGGCUGCUGCACGGAGAGGACGACAGCUCCACCCAAGUGGUUACCAAGACGAUCACAGUGACCCAGACUAUUGUGGAUGGAAAGGUGAUGGUUCUGUUAACAGAACCAUCAAUAAAGAUUAUGUGGUUGAGUGAGAAUGGGCUGUUUGGUUUCACUUGUUUCAGAGAUAUUAAUGCUUUAUAAUAGACUGACCAUAUGAAUCUGUGAGUAUGGAUGUCAUAGCACAUAUAUUUUGUGUUCUCAUUUCAUAUGACUUGAUUUCAAUUUGACAUCUUUCCACCAAAACAUGGUGUCCAGCACUAGAGUUGACUACACAAACACUCUCCAUACAGKWUAUAACUCUGAAUCUAAUGCUUGAAUAACUGAGAGUUUGAUUAAUAGAGAUAGAAUGAUGUAAUUUUGCCGACAGCCAGUGUGACGGCCCUCCCACUCUGU